GAUGGUGAGACGGAGGUCCGGUAGUGGCGCUGCGCGACGUUGAGUGGAGACGAGAUGAGAACGUGAUGCACCAUGACCCGCCGAGGACCCUGCAGGAGUUUCGCCAUCAGCAUCAUACAGAUCAUCACUAUUAUAUGCCAAGUGUUGACGGAGGAGCCUCGGUUUGCGGAGCCCAUCCCCAACGUGACGGUGGCACUCGGCAGAGAUGCCAGCCUGCCGUGCGUCGUCGAACACCUCGGUACUUAUAAGGUGGCAUGGAUCCACAUCGACCGUCAGAUGAUCCUGACCAUCCACCGGCAUGUUAUCACAAGGCUGGCGCGGUUCAGCGUGUCCCAUGAUAACGCCAUGACCUGGCUGCUGCACGUCAGCCAGGUGCAGCAGGAGAUCGAGGUACCGCCAAAUAUUCUGGAUGAAGAGAGCACGCAGUCUGCAGUAGCAGUGCGAGAGAACCAGAACAUCAGCCUGGUGUGUAAGGCUGAUGGGUUCCCUACACCCAAGAUAAUGUGGCGUCGAGAAGAUGGACAACCUAUCUCAGUGGACCGGAGGAAGAAAGUUUCCCCAAUGAUCUGGGUGCCGAACCAGCUGGUGGGAGCUCCAGCCGGCACUGACGUCACAGUGGACUGCCACACGGAGGCGCACCCGCGCGCCAUCUCUUAUUGGGUGUACGACAACGUCAUGGUGCUGCCCACCAAGAAGUACGCCAUCAAUACUGAGGAGAACUCAUACAGAGCCCACAUGAAGCUGACAGUCCGCAAUCUACAAACGGGGGACUUUGGCAACUAUAGGUGCAUCUCUAAAAAUUCCCUCGGGGAGACCGAGGGCUCAAUCCGUCUGUACGAAAUCCCAAUGCCGUCGACGUCGCCGAAGGCUACGGAAAUGAAAAGCAAUGCCAACAAAGAGAGCGUGAGACGCGUGAACGUGAGCCGGUCCGUGGCGCGUGCUGAGCCAGGCACGGAGCGGCCGAGCGUGGUGCGCGCGCAGCUCGACCGCGCGCCCGACCGCGACGCCGCGCACCACGUCUACCGCCCGCCUCACCCGCAGCACGUCUCAGGAUCGAGACGAAUCCACUGUUGGCGGCAAUCGUUCCUGGCGAUCAUUGUAUUAGUACAAGUGGACCUCAUCGUGUAAUUAUAUUAUUAUUACAUUCAUUGUACUUUCAUUUUGUUACACCUCUUCAUUUGAUUACACCUAGAAUUUAUGACAACACAUUCAUUUCUUGUUUGUAAAGUUUUAGAUUCGUCUUCCUGUGAAUGUGAUCGAUGUUUAAUUUUAAUGUUAUUUAAUGUAAAAUUGAAACAUAUCAUCCCGAAAUUGUGACGUCAUAUCCCGAACGAAGAAUGUAUGUGAGUGAUCAUUUUAUACAAAUACGAACGAUGUUUGGUUCAAAUACCAGUGUAAGGUGUAGAUGUAAGGUUCCAUCUUAUUUUUACAUACUAUACAUAUUUAAUACUAAUCUGGAAAUCGUAACAAACCUUAAAUCAUCUCUUGUUACAUUUCUGAAAGUUAAGCAUACAGCCUAUUUGCUCAUUAAAAUGUAAAUCAAAAAAUGGUGAACGUUCGAAACAGCUGAGUUGACUGUGCUGGCUUCUGGCUGUUUGUUUCCGCAGAGAAUUUGAAAUAAUCUGCAAAACGUUCGUGAUUCAAUGGAAUACUAUUUGAGAUUCCUCCAUCAGUGCACACGGGUUUCCACAAUAGCUCGAUGUAAUUAUUCAUGAACCUCGUUAACCUACUCGGUAUUUCCUACUCCCAUUUCCAUUUUAAAUUAUACAUUACGUAUUAUACGUGCAUUGUCCUUCCGCAGACGACUAGUCUGCCGGCACACGAAUAUUUGUGAUUCAGUGCUUUGCGUAGAAUAAUCCUCAUGAAAUUGUGCCAAAGAUAAGAUCUUCAAAGUUAUUUAUACUAUACACAAUAUUCCUUUCAGAAACUUAAUGUAGGUUCCAACUCCCUCUUGUGUUAUCUCACUAAUAAAUAAACUUUAUGUACAUCUUGUGAUUUGUUUAAAUAGUAUAUCCAAGCUUGCUAUUCACGCUUGUCAAAUUGUAAAUAUAAAUUUAAUGCACAGUAAAUAAAAAUAACGAAAAUUUUAAACGUAAUAUAUCUUCGUAUCUGAAUAUUAUUUGUUAAUUCGACCUAAUAUAGAUAUAUUAAAAUAUGUUAAUGUAUAAAUUAUAAAUAUCUUUUAUUAAAAAUAAGAGAUAUAUCACUAGUUUAUAUGUAUACCCUUAUUGUACAGUUUGUGUGAUUUUGAAAAUGUAAAUAAAUGCAUUAUAAUAAAAUUAGUAUUAAAAGGAGAAGAUUUUUACUGAAACCAGUCUGAAAAGUUCCUUAUAUACAAGUCGUAUUUUGAAAGGAGGGAGCUAUGGAGCCGGCGUGUGGGAGCAAUGGAGCGGCUGCAGCGGCCUAUUAUACGGAGACACGUGAUAGCGAUAAACGUUUGAAAUAAUUAAAAGUGCGCGCCGUCCGCCGCCGGGUCGCGCUCAGACAAUCUUAUCGCCGCUCUCACUCACUGACAGACGUUAUCGCCAUCCGAGAAUCUAUGGCUCGCUUUAAUUGAUUCCCUACUUUCAAUAGCUCUGCAAUCGGCUCUUUGUCUUUUUCUAAUCGAAAUUCAGCCAAAG
This is a messenger RNA of Spodoptera littoralis (African cotton leafworm), 2621 nucleotides long. NCBI's taxonomy places the organism in Eukaryota, Metazoa, Arthropoda, Insecta, Lepidoptera, Noctuidae. The record is from the annotation of a GenBank genome assembly.